GCAGGAAAAGAGGGGAGCAAGGCGGCGUGGGGGUGGGGGGCGGUGACGGCGCGGCUGCUGACCUGCCGAGAGAGACGACGGAGCUGCUGCGUGUGCCUUUCUCUCCCCGGAACCAAGGAGCAGCCCAGGAUGAGUCUUCAGUGGACUGCCGUUGCCACCUUUCUCUACGCCGAAGUGUUUGCUGUCCUGCUGCUGUGCAUUCCCUUCAUUUCUCCCAAGAGAUGGCAGAAGAUCUUCAAAUCCCGCUUCGUGCAGUUGGUGAUAUCUUAUGGCAACACCUUCUUUGUUGUCCUCAUUGUCAUCCUGGUGCUGUUGGUCAUUGAUGCCGUGCGGGAGAUCCGGAAGUACGACAACGUGACCGAGACUGUGAACCUGCAGACCACCCCUGGGGCCAUGGAGCACUUCCACAUGAAGCUUUUCCGGGCCCAGAGGAACCUGUACAUCGCCGGCUUCUCCUUGCUGUUGUCCUUCCUGCUGAGACGCCUGGUCACCCUCAUCUCCCAGCAGGCCACCCUGCUGGCUUCCAAUGAGGCCUUCAAGAAGCAGGCAGAGGGUGCCAGUGACGCGGCCAAGAAAUACAUGGAGGAGAACGACAAGCUGAAGAAGGAGGCGGGCAUUGACGCAGACACCCUGGACCUGAAGGAUGCAGACUUUACGGAGAACAAGACCCUGAAAGCGGAGGUCACGAGGCUGAGCCAAGAGCUGGCCGCCACCAAGAAAAGCUUGGAGAAGGCGGAGAACGAAGCCCUGGCCAUGCGCAAGCAGUCCGAGGGGCUGACCAAGGAAUACGACCGGCUGCUGGAGGAGCACUCUCGGCUGCAGGCAGCGGUAGACGGCCCUAAGGACAAGAAAGAGGAGUGAAGGGGCAGGGCAGGGCCGCCCUCCCCUUUUGGCUCGACAGGCUCCCGAUGUUUUGGCUGCUUUCUUCUGGUGUGGGCCGCAAGGCUGGGGAGAGGGUCUCCCUCUCCCCAACCCCCUUCUCCCACCUCAGUAUUCCGGUCCAAGAUGUUCCCCCCACCCCGCUCCGGCUGGGAGGUCCUGACACGCUCUGCCCCUGCACCUCGCUGCCACACGCCUCUCUCUGGUUGCCCCAUCCUGCCCACCAGCUCCACGUCCCGUAAGUGGGCUCCAUGCGCCUCGUGCCCACCCGCCUGGCCUGCCUGUCUACCCUCCCGCCUGCCUUUCAGUGAGAAUUUCCAGCCUUGGGUCCAAGCUGCCGGGAUCCCUGGGGUCUGGAUAGCUGCUUCCUUCCUCCCCCUCCGCUCUCACUCGGAGGGUGAAGGAAGAGUUCCGCGUUCCCGGAGUGCUCCCCAAGAGUGAGGGGUGGGGAUUGGGCGGAGGGAGCCCCUGCUCCGAGCAGGAUGCCGGAGAGCGAAGGGGCAACUUGGGCCGGGGGUCGGAGAGCCCCUCACUGGGUGAGCCCGGCUCUGUUCUUGUGAAACGUCGGGUGGGGGUGUGAGGGUGCCCACCCCCAGUCCUGGGGCAGCACCCCCCCACCCCUCCCGCUGUAGAUACCUCAAAGCUGUGCAUCACCUGCAUCCUUGCUGCCCCGGUGGAGGCCGGGCCAGCGCCCGUGGGCCUGGCCGGGCCCCUGUCCUUGUCGCUGUCUGAGGGUCGGGGCUGGGAAGAGAGAGGCUGGUUGUGUGUAAGUGUGUGUGUCUAAUGAAGAGCUUCUCUCUAAUAAAGUUUGUUAAUCAAA
Tachyglossus aculeatus (Australian echidna) is the source of this 1699-nucleotide messenger RNA. It is a transcript of the gene BCAP31, whose product is annotated as B cell receptor associated protein 31. The record is from RefSeq and is a predicted model, not a curated record. Gene Ontology annotation, cellular component: endoplasmic reticulum; endoplasmic reticulum membrane. The transcript is spliced from 8 exons. Gene Ontology annotation, biological process: endoplasmic reticulum to Golgi vesicle-mediated transport; intracellular protein transport. The coding region runs from base 130 to 861 and encodes 243 amino acids. NCBI's taxonomy places the organism in Eukaryota, Metazoa, Chordata, Mammalia, Monotremata, Tachyglossidae.